This is a messenger RNA of Labeo rohita (rohu), 2701 nucleotides long. Its product is annotated as zinc finger protein 189. The transcript is spliced from 6 exons. The record is from RefSeq and is a predicted model, not a curated record. The coding region runs from base 188 to 2299 and encodes 703 amino acids. Lineage: Eukaryota; Metazoa; Chordata; Actinopteri; Cypriniformes; Cyprinidae.
CACUCUGUCAUCGCCCUGUCAUUCUUGUUGUCAUUCUGUCUUAUCCAUUUAUUCGGUUUCUUUGAGGAAAUAUGUGGAUUUUUAAACAGCUGGACGCGUCGAUCUAGUUCAUUAGGGUGUAUUUUCGAAGUAUACUCGGAAUUGAACAUUUUCUGAUUUAUAAAGCCAGGGAUUUUGAUUGGAGAUCAUGUCGUACUGCUCGUUCCAGGCGCAGCUCGUGUCCAUCAUGGACAUUGUCGCCAAAGCGGCGGUAGCGGAGAUCAACCGGCGAGUGGAGGAGAGCUGCGCGGUCAUCCGACUGGAACUGAGCCGCAGCCGGAAGGACAUCGAUGCUCUCAAGAGGAAAUGCGUGAUUAUGGACAGCGAGCUGAGGAGGGUCAAGGGACGGGGCAGGAGGAGAGUGUGGAUGUGUGGAACGUCAGAACGCUUUCCUACACCCUUCAAGACGCUGAGAGACGCCGACGCAGCUGCGAUCAGAGAUCAAGACCAGAAUCCAGAUCAGACGCACAACAUCCAACAGACCGUCUGUUCACUGGAGGAGGGAAUCGGAGCUCCAGCGAUCAAACAAGAGCAACAGGAACAGGAAUCAGGCAGCGGCGCAGGAGGGAAUUGUCUCUUCGAUCAUGAGGAGCAGAACAUCCAGCAGAUCCAAGCUCAGGAGAACAUGGAGAACCAAAAACCACCGUUAGGAGCUUCAGAGAUCCAAAACACACAUUUCACUCAUUCACAGACGCACGCAGAGCGAGAGAAACGUGAAGAAGAGCGUCUAAACGUUUUGGGACUUCAGGUUAAAGCUGAGAAGGACGAUGAGGAGCCGAGAGUUCAUCUGAGGUUUGCACAGCUGUGGACUGCGGUCCCCGAAACAAGUGCCGAGAUCCAGGUGGAAAACACAGAACGGACGUUUCCGAUGUCACAAAACACGACCGUCUUCAGCACAGAAAUGUCCAGAAACACUCUGCAUCCUGUGGAGACACAGAUGGAGCUGUAUGAGCCUGAACAGAUCAAUGCAAACGAUCAAAUGAUGAGUGCUGUAGUCGACACGGUUCACGGGCCGCCCGCGAGCGUCCGCCGUCUCCGGACUCGCUGGCGCUCGAGUGUGGACGCGGAGAAGCGUUUCAGCUGCUCGUUCUGCGAGAAGAGCUUCAGUCGGUUCAGUCAGCUGAAGGAGCAUCUGCGCAGUCACACGGGCGAGAAGCCCUUCGCCUGCGCUCAGUGCGGCCGCAGCUUCACCAAACACUGCAACCUGAUCCGGCACGCCGUGGUGCACAGCGGAGAGAAGCCGUACCAGUGCGGCCAGUGCGGGAAACGCUUCACGCAGCGCUCCAGUCUCAAAUCGCACCAGAGGACGCACUCGGGCGCUUGGGAUCAUCACAGCUGGAAAAUGUCAAACAGCAGCAGCAGCAGCAGCGCCGUGUUUGAGAGCAAACUGAAGUCGGUGCUGGAGUCCGCGGUGUCGGAGAUCCUGCAGCUACACGAGGACGGACUGAUGCUGAUGAAGCUGCAGAUCCGACAGAGAGACGCGCAGAUCGGCGCGAUGAAGAGCAGAGUCUCGGCGCUGGAGAGACUCUUACAGCGCGUCACCACAGCCAGCAGCACGGGGUGUCCCAUUCAGAAACCUGCUUUUCAUCUUCAUCAUGAUAGAAAUCUACACUCCAACCAGACAAACACUGAUCCAGAGCUUCAUACCAGUGCAGAAACACACACACAGAUCACCUGCGCAGACAGAGAGGAUGUGCAGCUCGCCGAAGACCUCGACGCUCCUCACAGCGAGGAAGACUUCGGUGGACUGCUGGAGGUGGAGAUGAAGCAGAGCUUCCCAUCUGAAAUCACAGUUUCGGACCGGCAGGACAACACAGAACCUACAGCAGAUUCACACUGCUCGCAGAUGCCUGCAAACGCAGACGCAUGCGCAUACGCAUCUGCGGAAAGCAGCUCAUCCAUCACUGCUAGACAAACUUUAAACAACCUCAGCUUUGAGUCCGUUAACCACAACUCAUGGACCGACAGGACAGAACCAGACCUCAUCCGAACGUUUCCAGAUGAGAACGUAAACCGCAGCUGCGCAGACAGACGUGCAUUUGCUACAGCGGCGCACCGGAGAGAAGCGGUGCAUGAGAAGUGGUUCAUCUGUUCGUUCUGCGGGAAAAGUUUCGACCGCUUCAGUCACCUGCAGAUGCACCAGCGCAUUCACACCGGAGAAAAACCCUUCCGCUGCGCAACCUGCGGCAAGAACUUCUCGCAGCAGAGCAACCUGCGCACGCACCAGAAGAUACACCGCAAGACACGCACGUACACAUGAAGACUAGGGAUGCACCGAGUCUCUUCCGACCAGUUCUGUAAACUCGGUGCAUCCCUAGAGAACUGAUUAGAAGAGAUUCAAGCUGUAGGUAUCGGCAGAUAUCAUUCUGAAUAAUCGGUUAUCAGCUGAGAAACGUCCCAUCGGUGCAUCUCUAGUGAAACAUACUGACAUGCUACUGAAGAGCGACCGCUGUGCCUUUCAUCGACUGUUUCUGUAUUUUCAUUCACAUUAACAUUUAUUAAAUCUCUUCACAGAUCAAUCAUCUUCCUUUCUUUCAAUAAACACUUACAGAAAACAUAUCUAGUUACAGUCUGGACGUUAACACUAGUUAGCAGAGUAAAAAACACCUACUAGUCACCAACAGAACAUUUACACAAGAGUAGUAACAUUUACAAAUAGUGC